Messenger RNA from Adineta ricciae, 915 nucleotides. The record is from the annotation of a GenBank genome assembly. Lineage: Eukaryota; Metazoa; Rotifera; Eurotatoria; Adinetida; Adinetidae.
AUGAGCUCUACAGCUAGUUCGACAAAUUAUACCAUUAUCGCGCCAAUAUCAAUUCUAUUCUCAACAUUAGCUAUCGUCAUCUCUUGUUUCGUUUUACUAUUAGUUUCUUCAACAAAACAAUUAUACACUGUUAGACAUUUGCUAACAUGCAAUACAUGUCUCGCGUCAAUCUUCUAUUGUAUUGUUCAAUGCAACAACUAUAUUUAUCUUUUAUUUAUUCAAUGGAAUACAAGCAAUGAAUCAUGUCGAUGGCGUGGAUAUUUUGGAUACGUAUCAAUGGCUGCAGUUAUCUAUUCCUACCUUCUACAAUCAAUCGCACGAUUAUUUGUCACUUUUUAUUCGAUGAAAUAUCGAUGGAUCAUCUCCUUUAAAAUACACGUACCACUUAUUUUUAUUGGAUGGAUUAUUGUAUUCAUUGUUCCAUUACCAGCAGUCAUAACUAAGGAUAUUUCAUUUCGUGUGGGUUUUCUUUGUUGGGUACCCAGACAAUUUCUUUUACAUGCAAUUUACACGGUGAUUAUGUAUUAUUUAAUACCAAUUCUGAUCAUUAUUUUCAUUUAUGUAUUGAUUUAUAUUCGUGUUCAUUCUUUCGUAGCUAACAAUGCAAUUGUGCAAGAUCAGAGAGGACGAAGCAAUCGCGAACUUGAAGUGCUUCGUAAAAUAGUGAUUCUAUUUAGUAUUUAUAUUCUUGGCCCAUUACCAUUGAUACUUUAUAUGUUAACAAAUGUGGAAUUGUUUUAUUCGAUUGGAAUUGUUAGUAUUUCAUUUGCAGUUAUGGUGGAAAAACUAGUCUCAUUGCUAAUCGAUCGUGAUAUUCGAAAUGCUGCGAUGAGAUUUUUUGGUUAUCGCACAAAUCAAGUUCUACCGAUUGCAAUUAACAUCAUCACUCCUGGAAAAAAGAAUUCUCAAUCGUAG